UAUUCUCCCCUCUCAGUCCGGUAGAUUGUGCAUUGGAAGCGACUCGACUGUUGCGAGAGAGUGCCAACGCAGCUACAACAAAGUAAUGUAUUUCCUGUGAUUAGUGUUGAACUUUGUGUGAUAACCAGUCUAAAGAACGUGCCAGUGAGUGAAACGAACCACCAUGUUCGACGUUUUCGGCUCUGUCAAGGGGCUGUUGAAGAUCGAUGCCGUGUGCAUCGACAACAAUGUGUUCAGACUCCAUUACAAAGCAUCUGUGGUCAUACUGGUGGCGUUCUCUUUGCUCGUGACAAGUCGGCAAUACAUAGGCGACCCCAUCGACUGCAUCGUCGACGAGAUCCCCCCAGAUGUCAUGGACACCUACUGUUGGAUCUCAGCCACUUACACGGUACCAAACAGGCUAACAGGACGCGUAGGGAUAGACAUAGUACAACCAGGUGUUGCAAGCCAUGUGGACGGUAAAGACGAGGUUAAAUACCACAAAUACUACCAGUGGGUCUGUUUCGCCCUCUUCUUCCAAGCCAUGUUGUUCUACGUGCCCAGAUACCUGUGGAAGACGUGGGAAGGGGGCAGAAUCAAGAUGCUGGUCCUUGACCUCAACGCACCAAUCGUCGAAACAAAAUGCAAAAACGAACGUAAGGGCAUCCUGGUCGAUUAUUUCCUGACCAAUCUCCACAUGCAAAAUUUCUACGCGUUCAGAUUCUUCAUAUGCGAGGUGCUGAACUUCGUGAACGUGGUAGGACAGAUCUUCUUCAUGGAUUACUUCUUGGGCGGCGAAUUCAGCACCUACGGCACCGACGUCUUGAGUUUCACCGAGAUGGACCCCGAACAAAGAGAAGACCCGAUGGCCAGAGUGUUCCCCAAGGUCACCAAGUGCACAUUCCACAAAUACGGUCCCUCCGGAUCCGUCCAGAAGUUCGACGGUCUCUGCGUACUGCCCGUCAACAUCGUCAACGAGAAAAUCUACGUUUUCUUGUGGUUCUGGUUCGUGAUACUCAGCAUCUUGUCCGGUAUUUCUCUGGUUUAUCGUCUGUGCGUCAUCAUGGCGCCCAGAUUCCGUCUUUAUCUGCUGAGGGCUAAGUGUCGCAUCGCGCCACAGAAACAGAUCGAGAUCAUUUCCGACAAUUGCGAGAUCGGGGAUUGGUUCAUCCUGUAUCAGCUGGGUAAGAACAUCGACGCCUUGAUCUUCAAGGAAGUCAUAUCCGACAUCUACAAGAAGAUGGAAGGGAAGGAAACAGUUUAGAUUGCACCAUAAGGGGGCCGUUUCCUAGUUUUAUCGAGUUUGAGUCGAUAUAACCUAUAAACAAGUGAUUUACGAACAAUUUUUUUAAAAGAGAUAUCGUAGGGCCUCCGAUUCAAGCUGAAACUGCCUUGAAACAAUCAACCUAGUGCCACAUUUCUAUAGUUAUACGUUUUAUCAUUAAAUUCCGACAGGUUUUACAUAGAACAACAUUCCAUAGCACAAAUUAAGGGACCAAUUUUAUGAUAUUAAGCAUGCGUAAGUUCUGUGAUGGCAGUAAAAAAAAGACUGUAUUAUAUUCCGUGGUUUUAAUAAAUCUUUUUGGUAAUCAAACCUAUCGAAAUAAUUAUAUCAAAGGAUAUUUACUGUGUAUAUAAUGUAGAAGUUUUUUUUUUUUAGAAAAUUUUUAUUCUCAUUUCGAACAUGUCGUUGAUAAUGCACUAAUUAACAUGAUUAACAAUAGAGUGUUGAACAAAUCUUGCUCUCUAUGAUUGUUUCGGAGAAUUUCCUCAAUUUUAUUGUAUUCCUUAUAUUUAUACUGUGAAAUUGUAUCGUUUCGAAUUUUUAGAAAUCUAGCGAUUCACCGCUGGAAUUCCGAGAAUUCACAGACGUCUGAGGUGAUUUCACUGAAGAAAUUCAAGAAUUGAUAUCAAUUCCUAAUUAGUAUGAUUUACCAAUCGUUAAAUAACAAUUCUUUUCGUAUUUGAGAGUGCAGCUUGGUAUUUCUUCAAUGAUAACCACCGGAGACAGUCGACAGAGUGUGAAAUUUUGUGAUUUUAGCGAUUAGUAUCCGAUACGAUAAUUCCAUUUUAAUUAUUUAGGUGAAUUGAAUGCUGCUGUGUUCCAAGUUUUUAUUUUUACACUGUAUUAUUCUAAGUGCCUUUUGUCAUGGAAGAUUAUGAGUAAUUUUUCGAAUUAAAGUAAGGUUAUUCUGA
Molecule: messenger RNA, 2175 nt
Organism: Coccinella septempunctata (seven-spotted ladybird)
Lineage: Eukaryota; Metazoa; Arthropoda; Insecta; Coleoptera; Coccinellidae
Product: innexin inx2
Exons: 1
Coding region: 164-1243 (359 amino acids)
Biological process (GO): phototransduction
Cellular component (GO): plasma membrane; gap junction
Molecular function (GO): gap junction channel activity
Source: RefSeq, a predicted model, not a curated record